Drosophila subobscura is the source of this 324-nucleotide messenger RNA. RefSeq names its product male accessory gland serine protease inhibitor-like. Lineage: Eukaryota; Metazoa; Arthropoda; Insecta; Diptera; Drosophilidae. Gene Ontology annotation, molecular function: serine-type endopeptidase inhibitor activity. Bases 37 to 270 code for a protein of 77 amino acids. The transcript is spliced from 2 exons. The record is from RefSeq and is a predicted model, not a curated record.
CUCUCUUAACCGAAAGUCCUUUCAAAUCACAGGAAAAUGAAAUUUCUAUGGCUGCUUUUUGUGCUCGCUGCCUUUGUGGCCAAGUCGUUGUGCCUGAAGAACGAAAUUUGUGGCCUUCCAAGUAGCCUAAAUAAUGGUCUAUGUCUGGCUGCCAUUCCCAGUUGGUCCUACGAUGGAGAAAAAUGCGUGCGUUUCACUUUUAACGGCUGCGGUGGCAACAGAAAUCGCUUCGGCUCUUGGGCUGAAUGUGAAGCAACUUGUGUGGAAUAAAUGUUGGAAAAUAUUUUAAAAAUUAGCCAAUAACACAUGGAGAUAUGGGAAACC